AUGCAACUACUCCCUGUUCUCCUAGCCUCCGCUUCUGUGGUUCAAGCCCACUACAACUUCAACGCCUUGAUCUACGGCGGCACCACUCAAGCAACUUGGCAACAAGUUCGAAAGAGAUCCGACUCAGACAGUCAUGGUCCAGUACUAGACACGUCAUUGCUGGAUAUCCGAUGUGGAAAGGAUGCGUCUUCCGCAUUUGCUCCAGGUAUCCUGUCAGUAGCUGCAGGGUCCACCCUUAGCUUUGUUGUCGACCCAAGCAUUCAGCAUCCUGGUCCAAGUCUAGCAUACUUAGCCAAAGUUCCAGCUGGAAAGACUGCUGCCACCUGGGACGGAAGUGGUGCUGUUUGGUUCAAGGUUUGGGAACAAGGCCCCACCGGAUGGGUUGGUAACGGAGGAGAUUGGCCUUCAAGUGGUUUGACGACUCUCGGCUUUACAAUCCCAAAAGCUACACCGUCCGGUGAUUAUCUUGCACGAAUUGAGCAUAUCGGUCUUCACGCCGCUAGCCAAGCAAACGGUGCACAGUUCUAUCUGUCUUGCGGACAAAUCACGGUGACAGGCGGUGGCAGUGGAACUCCAGCCCCAUUGGUUUCGUUCCCUGGAGCUUACAAGGCAACUGAUCCUGGAAUUUUGAUCCAAAUCUACUGGCCUGUGCCAACUAGCUAUACCAUUCCUGGUCCGGCCGUCUGGAGAGGUUUCUGGGGAGUGUUUUGGAUCGAUGCCAGUGCUUCAUCUACCAUCCAGCGCGGUUACCUCGAUGCUGCUAACGCAUGUCAAGCAGAUACAGGCUCAGAGAUCAGGAACUUUGCAACAGCGAAGGCCUUUUUCGACAAUGUAAAACACCCAUAUCUUUUUGUCCUUGACAACGCCGACAAUCUAGAAUUAAACCUAAAUCCAUAUAUUCCAACGGGAGUUGGUGCCACUAUACUAAUAACCAGCCGGAAUAACGAGAUGCAUUAUUAUGGAACUUCUGGCGCAAAAACUCUGACGGAACUUGAGAUCGAUGAUGCCAUUUCGCUGCUAUUCAAAGCAUCCAACACCCCUAAAUCGGAUCGAACUGAGAAACAAGGCGACGCCGAAGCUGUGGUAAAGCAACUGGCGCAGCAUGCUUUGGCUGUAAUACAGGCAGGGGCAUAUAUCAGCCAGCGUUACUGCACGCUAAAGGAAUAUAUUGAGAGGUUUCAACGGCAACGUGAUUCUCUACUGCGCUUCGGGCAGAUACAAGCUUCAUCAAGAAGCGGAAACGUUUACGCUACAUUCGAAAUCUCCGCCCAAUUUUUAGAGCAAUCCAAAUCAACCAAUCAAGCAUACGCUAAUGCUCUGGAAUUGCUCGGUGUCUUAGGCCAUUUAUAUUUUACGGGAGUGCCCCAGGGUAUGUUCACCUGUGCUUCGAAAUACGCGCAAAACAUUCCGGAAGAGCCUCUUAAUGCCGACGACAUUACGGGUUUGUCGCGUUGGCAUGUGUCAAGGUUGCCUAAAUUUCUCCAUGGACUAUCCCUCAACGACGAAUUAGAUGAUCUACCCACCUCUCUUCAUGAUGCCUUGGGAGUUCUUCGGUCUUUUGCCAUCAUUACGAUUCAACUUGAAACGAAGGAAAUAUCCAUGCAUCCGUUAGCUCACGCAUGGGCAUGGGAUCGACUUAUAGAAGCCGAUAGACAGGAUGCAUGGGUGUGUACAAUGUCACUGAUCGCGCUUUCGACAUGUUCGUGA
Messenger RNA from Pseudogymnoascus verrucosus, 1707 nucleotides. RefSeq lists its product as uncharacterized. The coding region runs from base 1 to 1707 and encodes 568 amino acids. Lineage: Eukaryota; Fungi; Ascomycota; Leotiomycetes; Thelebolales; Thelebolaceae. The transcript has 5 exons. The record is from RefSeq and is a predicted model, not a curated record.